AUGUCUAAUGUAGCCCCUACAGUCGUUCGACAAGCUUUCAGAACCUGCUCUCGCAGACCUUCAUAUCAAACACAUCCUUCCGCCACCUCGCGCAUCACAUCAUGCAUCGCCUCUCGAUCACAGGGACGUCGGUCCUACGUUUCCGAGUCGAAACCAGCACAAGCGACCGUUAACAUUGAGACCACAAUCAAAGCAGAUCAAAGAGCGUUCCUUAAUCAGACCGGCAAGCGACCUCAAGAUGAGAUAAUGCCAACAACUGGCAUGAGUGCAGACGCAAUGAUGAGUCCAGCAGCGGGUACGACAUCAGAUUGCUUCAUCAAAUUUGCCUUGUACGCUGACAGCUUGUGCUUAGGUAUACUCAAGCAAGCCACGGUGAUGGAUGAAGGCACUAGGCCAAUAUACCUUGACAUGCAAGCAACAACGCCAUUAGACCCACGUGUAUUGGAUGCUAUGCUCCCGUUUUAUACCGGCCUGUAUGGUAAUCCUCAUUCCCGAACUCACGCAUACGGAUGGGAGACAGAUAAGGCCGUCGAACAGGCCCGAGAACAUAUUGCUAAUCUCAUCGGCGCUGAUCCAAAAGAAAUCAUAUUCACUAGUGGCGCAACCGAGAGCAACAACAUGAGUAUCAAAGGUGUGGCACGCUUCUUUGGUCGUGGAGGCAAGAAGAAGCACAUCAUUACCACACAAACGGAACACAAGUGUGUACUUGACAGCUGUCGUCACCUUCAAGAUGAAGGCUUCGACAUCACUUAUCUUCCCGUCCAAAAUAAUGGCUUCGUCAAUAUGGAACAGCUGGAAGCAGCUAUUCGACCUGACACUGCACUCGUCAGUAUCAUGACCGUUAACAACGAAAUUGGCGUUAUCCAGCCUGUCGACGAGAUUGGGAAGCUCUGUCGGUCGAAGAAGAUCUUCUUCCAUACAGAUGCUGCUCAAGCCGUUGGCAAAAUCCCAAUCGAUGUUAACAAGAUGAAUGUAGAUCUCAUGUCCAUAUCUGGCCAUAAAAUCUAUGGUCCCAAGGGGAUCGGUGCGUGCUAUGUUCGUCGACGACCACGUGUCAGACUCGAUCCCAUCAUCAGCGGUGGUGGUCAGGAGAGAGGUUUGAGGAGUGGAACUUUGGCUCCACCUCUUAUCAUUGGCUUUGGAGAGGCUGCCAGAAUUUGCAGCGAAGAAAUGGAGUACGACUCCCGCCGGAUCAAGAAGCUAUCCGAUCGCCUACUGAAGGAACUUCUUGCUCUCGAACACACCAGUCAGAAUGGUGAUCCUCAACACCGUUAUCCUGGUUGUGUAAACGUAUCUUUUGCCUACGUCGAAGGCGAAUCACUUCUUAUGGCCCUAAAAGACAUUGCUCUGUCAUCCGGUAGCGCGUGUACCUCCGCUUCACUAGAGCCCAGCUAUGUGCUUCGCGCAUUGGGUAACAGCGAUGAAAGUGCUCAUAGCAGCAUACGUUUUGGAAUCGGACGAUUCACUACGGACGCCGAGAUUGAUUAUGUGCUGGACGCAGUGAGGAAGCGAGUGACUUUCUUGAGAGAGCUCAGCCCAUUGUGGGAACUUGUCCAAGAAGGCGUUGACUUGAAUACCAUUCAAUGGAGUCAGCAUUAA
Molecule: messenger RNA, 1599 nt
Organism: Pseudovirgaria hyperparasitica
Lineage: Eukaryota; Fungi; Ascomycota; Dothideomycetes; Acrospermales; Acrospermaceae
Product: cysteine desulfurase
Exons: 2
Coding region: 1-1599 (532 amino acids)
Biological process (GO): [2Fe-2S] cluster assembly
Cellular component (GO): mitochondrion; cytosol; nucleus
Molecular function (GO): pyridoxal phosphate binding; cysteine desulfurase activity
Source: RefSeq, a predicted model, not a curated record